AUGUCCAACCCUAUCGAAAGAGAAGCCGAAGAUUCCUACGAAAGAGACAACGAUCCGUCACCAGUUACCGGGUCAGUUGCAGAUAAUUCAUGGGCAGGUGAACCAAACCCAGACCUGCAGGAUACAGUCCCCGUUCAAAGCGAUGAACAGCCAGUCGAAGAUCCUAUUCAGCCACCAUACUCUAAUUCUGAUCAACAACUAGAGCAGGAUGAAAGAGAAGCGGUAGACCAGUCCAACGUUCUACGUGGUGAGCGGCUUCGCCACGCGAAGCCAACCACUUCGAAUAGGUACAACGAGGGACCGGAUGAAAGCGACCUUCCAUCAAUGUAG
This is a messenger RNA of Penicillium cataractarum, 330 nucleotides long. RefSeq lists its product as uncharacterized. Bases 1 to 330 code for a protein of 109 amino acids. NCBI's taxonomy places the organism in Eukaryota, Fungi, Ascomycota, Eurotiomycetes, Eurotiales, Aspergillaceae. The record is from RefSeq and is a predicted model, not a curated record. The transcript is spliced from 2 exons.